This is a messenger RNA of Syngnathus acus (greater pipefish), 1633 nucleotides long. It is a transcript of the gene acadm, whose product is annotated as acyl-CoA dehydrogenase medium chain. Gene Ontology annotation, molecular function: flavin adenine dinucleotide binding; medium-chain fatty acyl-CoA dehydrogenase activity. The coding region runs from base 125 to 1402 and encodes 425 amino acids. The transcript is spliced from 12 exons. Gene Ontology annotation, cellular component: mitochondrion. Gene Ontology annotation, biological process: medium-chain fatty acid catabolic process; fatty acid beta-oxidation. The record is from RefSeq and is a predicted model, not a curated record. Lineage: Eukaryota; Metazoa; Chordata; Actinopteri; Syngnathiformes; Syngnathidae.
CUAGGGGAAAGUUCACGUUUAGGAUCACCGUGGGUCACCUGACUGAACACGCCGCUGUGAUUGGACGAGCGGUCGGUCGGUCUGUCUGUCGUUGUCGAGUGUUGUGUAAGUAGAAGUAGCAACGAUGCUCUUGAGUAAGGUACUCAGAGGAGGGCUGCGCUGCGGUGUUGCUCGGCUCCAGAGCUCCAGUGCCGCCGCCGCCGAAUCCAAAAUCUCCGGGGAGAACGCUGCAGCGGCUACCGGCUUCUCGUUUGAGUUAACGGAUCAACAGCGGGAGUUCCAACAGCUUGCUCGCAAGUUUGCGCGCGAGGAAAUCCUUCCGCACGCGGCGCACUACGACAAAACCGGGGAGUACCCAGUACCUAUCAUCAAGAAAGCAUGGGAGCUGGGUUUGAUGAAUGGUCACAUAGCAGAGCAGUAUGGUGGGAUGGGCUUGUCCAUCUUCGACAACUGCCUCAUCACGGAAGAGCUGGCCUACGGUUGCACGGGAGUCCAAACUGCCAUCGAGGCCAAUUCUCUUGGACAAAUGCCUGUUAUUAUUGCUGGUAAUGAGGCACAGAAGAAGAAAUAUCUGGGCAGGAUGACUGAGGAGCCUCUUAUGUGUGCCUACUGUGUCACUGAGCCGGGGGCGGGCUCAGACGUGGCGGGCGUCAAGACGCGGGCGGUGAAGACUGGCGACGAGUACGUGGUCAACGGCCAGAAGAUGUGGAUCACAAACGGCGGCAAGGCCAACUGGUACUUCCUGCUGGCCCGCACUGACGCUGAUCCCAAAUGUGCCACAAACAAGGCUUUCACUGGCUUCAUUCUGGAUGCAGACACGCCCGGAAUACAAAUUGGAAGGAAGGAAAUGAACAUGGGCCAGAGGUGUUCCGACACACGAGGCAUCACUUUUGAGGACGUGAGGAUUCCAAAGGAGAACGUCCUGAUCGGCGAGGGCGCCGGCUUCAAGAUCGCCAUGGGCGCCUUUGACAAGACUCGGCCACCCGUGGCAGCCGGAGCCACCGGCCUGGCUCAGAGGGCACUGGACGAAGCCACCGCCUACGCUUUGGAGAGGAAAACGUUUGGCAAAGUCAUUGCUGAGCACCAGGCCAUCUCCUUCCUGUUGGCCGAGAUGGCCAUGAAGGUGGAGCUGGCGCGCAUGGCGUACCAGCGCUCCGCCUGGGAGGUGGAUCGCGGCCGCCGCAACACCUAUUACGCCUCCAUCGCCAAGGCCUUCGCCGGCGACAUUGCCAACCAGGUGGCCUCAGACGCCGUGCAGGUGUUUGGCGGAAACGGCUUCAACAGCGAGUACCCUGUGGAGAAGCUGAUGCGCGAUGCCAAGAUCUACCAGAUCUACGAAGGCACCGCUCAGAUCCAGAGACUCAUUAUUGCCCGUGAACACCUGGCAAGAGCCAAGAAAUAAACCUGAAUGAUUUUUUUAUGUGUAAAAGAAAUACAAUGUUAAAAUAACUCAUUUUUUCUUUCAAUUGAAUAUGCCUUGAUGUCACUUGAUGGCCUUGCUAAAUAGAAUUCAGUCGGAACCCUUCAAACAAAUGGCACACAGCAACAAAAUGUGAGCCAAAUGAUGAAAAUCUCAUGUACAAAUGUCAUCCUGGAAUAAAAAACAAAUCAUGUCCUCGUUUUGGCUCCAAAU